GGCAGCCGGGAGAAGACCUGGAGGUGCCAAGCAGCCCACAGCAUUCAUCCGGCUCCUUUCUAGUGGAACGCUGCCUCAAUCUGAAGAGAAAUCCAAGUUCUCUUUAUUUUUCUGGAGAAAGAGGCCUUUCCCAGGGGCCCAGGACCACUCAAGAGGACGAUGGAUUCUGGAGCUCGCCCAGUUGGUAGCAGCUGUAGCAGCCCUGCAGCGCUAUCACGAGAAUACAAACUAGUGAUGCUGGGUGCUGGUGGCGUUGGGAAGAGUGCCAUGACAAUGCAGUUCAUCAGUCACCGAUUCCCAGAAGAUCAUGACCCCACCAUUGAAGAUGCUUAUAAGAUCCGGAUCCGCAUUGAUGAUGAGCCUGCCAAUCUGGACAUUCUGGAUACAGCUGGACAGGCAGAGUUCACAGCCAUGCGGGAUCAGUAUAUGAGGGCAGGAGAAGGAUUUAUUAUCUGUUACUCGAUCACGGAUCGUCGAAGUUUCCAUGAAGUUCGAGAGUUUAAACAACUUAUUUACCGCGUGCGACGCACUGAUGACACACCAGUGGUUCUUGUGGGAAACAAGUCUGACUUGAAGCAGCUGAGACAGGUCUCCAAGGAAGAGGGAUUGUCUCUGGCACGAGAAUUCAGCUGUCCCUUUUUUGAGACUUCUGCUGCAUACCGUUACUACAUUGAUGAUGUUUUCCAUGCUCUUGUACGGGAGAUACGUAAGAAAGAAAAGGAGCUAGUGUUGGCCAUGGAGAAAAAGUCUAAACCCAAAAGCAGUGUGUGGAAGAGGCUGAAGUCACCAUUCAGGAAGAAGAAGGACUCUGUAACUUGAGGGAAGUGUGAAGGGUCUGCUGUGAACUGUGGUGCUGCUCGAGGCGGUCCAGUAAUCUGCAAUGAUGAGCAUGCUGUUUGCUCUCUCUCCCGCUAUUCUAAAUGUCACUGGUGAGGGGGACAUGUCCACUAGGAGUUUUCAAUGAUUCACUAUUUAAAGCCCUGUCUUAGUUGCCUCUGAUUUAUUAAUCCAUCAGAGCACUGUCUACUCCUUAAUUGUCACAUUAGAAUUUGGUCUGCCAUUGUUUUGGUUAUGUUGAUGUAAUUAAUUUGUGUAAAGUGUUUAUACCCAGGAGAAUAUGUAUUCCGUGUGCACUUGACUAAGUUUACAAAGGAACUUUGUGCUGUGUACUCCCCACCACCCUUCAACUUGAGCUUCCUGGUACUGUCUCACAGAGGGUCUCUGCCUUGUUUUCCACACUGUACAUCUUGGAGACAGAAUGAAAAUUGAAUAGGGAAACUAAUGCUAAAGGGAUUGGUGCUAAAGGUGGGUAGGUGACUGUGGAAUGGACUCCAGUUGUAGAUUGUGGAGUGAUGAGGUUUUGAGAGAUACUGCUGUAUGUCCACACAAGAAGACAUGGCUGGAAACAUACAGGGUCAGAGCACUGUUGCCUUGAUGAGUCUGACAAAUGCACAUUUGACCCAAAGGCACUGAGGUGGUGAAAGGGACAGCAGUGGGGACAGAGUGGCGGUGUCUGUGCCGCCCUUCCCUCCCCUUUCAGUGGCUUGUCUUUCUACCUUUGAAGGCUGGCACUUGGAGAACUGCUUUUGGGUCUGGGACCAUCACAAGAUCACUUGAUUCUUAUUUAAAUCCUUUGUUUGGGCUAGCCACGGUUGUUCACUGCUGUAAUCCUAGUAUCUUAAAGCUAAAGCAGGGGGACUGCUGGGAGGCUAGCCUGUGCCACAGAAGGAAAGCCUGUCUCAGAAAAACAAAACCAAAGCUAAUUAAAUAAAUUCUUUCUUAGGACAGCUACACCACAAGCCUUGUCCAGGUUUCUUUCCCCUUUAAAGAACUGGGCCUGCCCAGAUGGUUUUUAGGCCCUUCUUUAGACUGAUGGUAUUGUCCAAACGGAAGAGGCAUCAAGAGUCUGGGUAAAAUUGUUAGGGUUUGCCUUGACCUUAUCAGUCAUUAGACUCGGGGCUUGAAGGUCUGUGGUGUUUCUGUUUGAUGAGCCAUCUUGGAGCUUUAAUAUUCACGUAUGUACAGUGGCUUCAUCAUCUGAAGAUUUUCUCAGAAUCGUCAAAGCUCAGCCUUGAGAAUAACCACUUUGCCUCCCAUAUGUAUAUGGUUGAGCUACUACUAGUCUUGGAAGGAGCAGUUUUAACAGUUAGUGGUGAGCUCUCUGUCUGGGGGGUCAGGAUUAUUGUGCUGUCCAGGUGUGCUGUGUGGGGUCCAUUCAGAAGAGUCAUCAUCCCUGUAUGGAGUGUUCACUCUAGGCUCAGGUGACACCUCUUCAUCUGCCACUGAGCUCCCUGCUUCCCACUGUCAAAAGAAUGGCAGAUGAUCCAGAUUGCAUGAGGUGUCAUUGCUAGGACUUCUAAAAUUUUGGGUAGUUGUCAUUUGAAAAUCUUGGUAACUUUUGCUACAAUUCAAAAUGUGUUUUUAAUAUUCAAGGCAUCAAAAAAAUGAAAGACCCAAAUCCAAGUCUAUUCAAGUCAUAGCAUUUCAGAGAAACAACAGAAUAAGAGAUGAAAUACAACACCAAUUUCUUUUAACAGUAUCUCACCUGGAUAAGGACUUUCAGCUUCAGUACCUUCUCCACUUAUUACUGAUGAUCUGUGGGAUUGUCAUCAGUGUCAAGCAAGGAACUGACAGCUACAACGAUUCAAGAUUGUCAAGGCAAUAGGAAACACUGCCAGAAAGGAAGGCCUGCAAGACAGAGAGGUUAUGUUCUGUACAAAGAAAGCAGCAGCGAGUGUUUUUAAGGCUGUCCCUGUCAGACAUUGGAUCCUGAACUGGUCCCUUGAUUCCCAUUGAGCAUGUAAUUAUGGUGCUAGAUAGCUGCAAGAGCACAGUGGUGUGAGCUCCUCACCUCCUCAGCUAACUCACAAGCUUUGGGUCAUCAGUAUUGUCCAGCCUGAAGGCAUGAAAAUCAAGUAUUCUCUGGAACUUUGGAGAGAAGAUUCAGGGGUAAGUUGAAAGGCAAUGAAACUGUAUUGAAACAAAGUUAGUAAUUACAAGCCUCAGAAACUAGUGUCUAGAAUUAGCUGUUUAUGAUCAGUAGGGAGACAUGUUUUAACUUUGAUAUAUUAGAAAAGUGUUGCAUGUUACCUGGGACAUUCUUCACUGGUGCACUUGUAUAUGAAGGCAGUUUAUGCAGCACAAUAUAAGAUUUUUAAACAUG
Messenger RNA from Phodopus roborovskii (desert hamster), 3163 nucleotides. RefSeq names its product Ras like without CAAX 1 (gene Rit1). The transcript has 6 exons. Gene Ontology annotation, cellular component: plasma membrane. Gene Ontology annotation, biological process: Ras protein signal transduction. The coding region runs from base 160 to 819 and encodes 219 amino acids. The record is from RefSeq and is a predicted model, not a curated record. Gene Ontology annotation, molecular function: GDP binding; calmodulin binding; GTPase activity. NCBI's taxonomy places the organism in Eukaryota, Metazoa, Chordata, Mammalia, Rodentia, Cricetidae.